UCCCGCCCCUCUCGGUGUCGGAGUGCUGUUUUUGUUGUUGGUGAAAGGUGAGGAAACAGCUGAUCCGUCUGUGGGGAGGGCACAUACUUAAAGGGAAGAAUGGAAGAAUCGUCAGUAAGCCGGGCACCAUCUCGGGGUGGAGUCAGCUUUCUGAAUGUGGCCCGGACCUACAUCCCCAACACCAAGGUGGAGUGUCAUUAUACCCUUCCCCCAGGCACCGUGCCCAGUGCCAGUGACUGGAUUGGCAUCUUCAAGGUGGAGGCUGCCUGUGUUCGGGAUUACCACACAUUUGUGUGGUCUUCGGUGCCUGAAAGUGCCGCUGAUGGUUCCCCUGUCCAUGCUAGUGUCCAGUUCCAAGCCAGCUACCUGCCCAAACCGGGAGCCCAGCUCUACCAGUUCCGAUACGUGAAUCGCCAGGGCCGGGUGUGUGGGCAGAGCCCCCCUUUUCAGUUCCGAGAGCCAAGGCCCAUGGAUGAACUGGUGACUCUCGAGGAGACUGAUGGUGGCUCUGACAUCCUGCUGGUUGUCCCCAAGGCAACUGUGCUGCAGAAUCAGCUGGAUGAGAGCCAGCAAGAGAGGAAUGACCUGAUGCAGCUGAAACUGCAGCUGGAGGGGCAGGUCACAGAGCUGAGGAGCCGAGUACAGGAGCUCGAAACAGCUCUGGCAACUGCCAGGCAAGAACACGCAGAGCUGACAGAGCAAUACAAGGGGCUUUCCCGGUCCCAUGGGGAACUCACAGAAGAGAGGGAUAUCUUGAGCCGGCAACAGGGAGACCACGUGGCACACAUCUUGGAACUGGAAGAUGACAUCCAGAUCAUCAGUGAGAAAGUGCUGACAAAGGAGGUUGAGCUGGACAGGGUUAGAGACACAGUAAAGGCCCUAACUCGGGAACAAGAGAAGCUUCUUGGGCAACUAAAGGAAGUGCAAGCAGACAAGGAGCAAAGCGAGGCUGAACUUCAAAUGGCACAACAGGAGAAUCGUCGCUUGAAUUUGGAGCUGCAGGAGGCCAAGGGCCGGCAGGAGGAGCAGGGUGCUCAGACCCAGCGUCUGAAAGACAAGGUGGCUCAGAUGAAGGACACCCUAGGCCAGGCUCAGCAGCGGCUGGCUGAGCUGGAGCCCCUGAAGGAACAGCUUCGAGGGGCCCAGGAGCUUGCAGCCUCAAGCCAGCAAAAAGCUGCCCUUCUUGGGGAGGAGUUGGCCAGCGCAGCUGGAGCCAGGGACCGCACCAUAGCCGAGCUACACCGCAGCCGCCUGGAAGUGGCUGGAGUCAAUGGCAGGCUGGCUGAGCUCAGUCUGCACUUGAAGGAGGAAAAAAGCCAGUGGAGCAAGGAGCGGGCAGGGAUGCAGCAGAGUAUUGAGACAGAGAAGGACAAGAUCCUGAAGCUGAGUGCAGAGAUACUUCGGCUAGAAAAGGCAGUUCAGGAGGAGAGGACCCAGAAUCAAGUGCUCAAGACUGAACUGGCGCAGGAAAAGGAUUCUAGCCUGGUGCAGUUGUCAGAGAGUAAGCGAGAGCUGACAGAGCUGCGGUCAGCCUUGCGUGUGCUCCAGAAGGAAAAGGAGCAACUGCAGGAAGAGAAGCAGGAACUGCUAGAGUACAUGAGAAAGCUGGAGGCCCGCCUUGAGAAAGUGGCAGAUGAGAAGUGGAAUGAGGACGCUGCCACGGAGGAUGAGGAGGCAGCUGCAGGGCUGAGCUGCCCAGCAGCUCUGACAGACUCAGAGGAUGAGUCUCCAGAAGACAUGAGGCUCCCACCCUAUGGCCUGUGUGAGCAUGGAGACCCAGGCUCCUCUCCUGCCGGGCCACGAGAGGCUUCUCCCCUAGUCGUCAUCAGCCAACCAGCUCCCAUUGCUCCCCACCUCUCAGGGCCAGCUGAGGACAGUAGCUCUGACUCGGAGGCUGAAGAUGAGAAGUCAGUCCUGAUGGCAGCUGUGCAGAGUGGGGGUGAAGAGGCCAACCUGCUGCUUCCUGAACUGGGCAAUGCCUUCUAUGACAUGGCCAGUGGCUUUGCAGUGGGUCCCUUGUCAGAGCCCAGCACUGGAGGCCCUGCAACCCCACCAUGGAAGGAGUGCCCUAUUUGUAAGGAGCGCUUCCCAGCUGAGAGUGAUAAGGAUGCCCUGGAGGACCACAUGGAUGGACACUUCUUCUUCAGCACCCAGGACCCCUUCACCUUUGAGUGAUCUCACCUCUCCCUAGUACAAGCACAAACACACACUUAACACACGUACACACUCAUGCAUAGUCACACAUUUAGGUCCCAUGCCUCUUUUCCAACACAAUGGGCUCCAUGAUGUUCUGUUCCCUACGAACCGCUCCUGUGUGCCAUUUUUAUCCCAAGCCCUCCAACCUCGUCCUCUCCUUCCCAGCUCUUUUGUCCAGGCAGGGGUCCUUCAUGGAAGCAGUGGCUGAAUUUACCCCUUGACAGCGGUUUUGGAGGAACCGGGAUGGAGGAGGCCUUCCCCAAGGGGAAUAGAGUCAGCCCCUCCCAGCCCUGGCUGCUUCUGUCUGUCACACCAGCCACCACCAUUGCAUGCGUGCGCGCAGUCUAAUACCCCAACGCCAAUUCCCUCUCUUAUUUGGGGUCUGCAUUUUUUCCCCUGAGUUUCUUCUGGGGUCUGCAUUGAGGCAGCAGCAUGGACAUUUUGACUUCCUCAGGCCCCAGUUCUGCAUUUCAUUGCUUUCUCUUACUGCCCUCCCAUUGCCUUCUGCAUCGCAACCCAGGCUUUUUCCAUAACAUUAGAUAAUAAGUUUGGAGGUUUCUUUUGUAUUUUUGAGGUGUUCUGUAUUCUCUCUCCUGCCCCUCACUGCCAUCACCCUUCAGUGUCCUCACAUGGAAAGAAAUAAUGCAUUGUGCCUUCUGUGAGGGAUAGGGGAACAAAUGGUCCCAGGUUCCCCAUUUCCAAGCCUUUCUACCCUUUCCAGGUUUCCCUAUAGCAAUAAGAGCUUUCCCCCAAUAUCCCUUCCCCACCUGUAGUUUGGACAAAUAUAUUUAUAUGGUAUGUAUGACUCUUCUAAUAAAA
Molecule: messenger RNA, 3015 nt
Organism: Pteronotus mesoamericanus
Lineage: Eukaryota; Metazoa; Chordata; Mammalia; Chiroptera; Mormoopidae
Gene: CALCOCO1
Product: calcium binding and coiled-coil domain 1
Exons: 15
Coding region: 100-2175 (691 amino acids)
Biological process (GO): positive regulation of transcription by RNA polymerase II
Molecular function (GO): transcription coactivator activity
Source: RefSeq, a predicted model, not a curated record